AGAGAGAGAGAGAGAGAUCGAGAGAGAGAGAAGAGAGAGAGAGCAGAUGGGCGUGCUGGACUUCAACGUGGCGCGGGGCUGCUUGGUGGUGGGCGUGUUCCUCCAGCAGAUCGAAGCACGGGGUUUUGAAGGAAUUCCGGGGAACUAUUGUAGAAACAGAAAACCGUCCGAGUGCUGCGAGGACCGCUUCGACGACUGCGCCGUGCCCAUCCUCGGGACGAUGUGCUACUGCGACGAGUUCUGCCUCUCGGGGGAUGCGAAGCACGACGACUGCUGCCCCGAUUUCGCCGAAGUCUGCCUCGGUGCCCAACCCGGGGGGCGGAUCCCUCUGCCCCCCGCCGAAUUGGGGGAUGACCCGGAGGUGCAGCUGAAAGCGUGUGAGGUGGGCGGUUCGGAAAUUCCUUUCGGUGGAUCCAAGUCCUUCAACUGCAACGAAUGCAAGUGCGAGGGCCCCGAGGCUGAGUGCGAGGACGACCCCUGCAUGGUGGACGAGGCCCUGAUACGAGAGGUCAACCAGGGCUCCCGGCGGUACGGCUGGAGGGCAACCAACUACACCCAGUUUUGGGGCAGGAAGGCGAGCGACGGGCUGCGGCUGAGGACGGGGACUUUCCUCCCCGAUGAGUGGUCUUCGAAAAUGGACCCCGUGAUCAUGCGCGUUGACGCCAGCAAGAUCCCCCGCGCAUUCAACGCCCGCAGAGCGUGGCGUGGGCGUGUGACGGGCGUGAGGGACCAGGGUUGGUGCGGCGCCUCGUGGGCGUUCUCCACCCUCGGCGUCGCUCAGGACAGGCUCAACAUCCUCGCCAAAGGCAUAGAGCCCGUGGCACUCUCCGCCCAGAACCUGCUGAGCUGCGCCGAGCUGGGUCAACAGGGGUGCCAAGGGGGCCAGAUUGACCGGGCAUGGAACUACCUGAGGAAGGUCGGGAUUGUGAUGGAGGAGUGUUAUCUCUACGAGAGCGGCUGGUCCGGGAAGGUGCCAAAGUGCUAUGAGCAGAAUGAGGGGAGGAAUGAUGAAAAUUGCAAGAACCACUACAAGACCGAGCCCGCCUUCCGUAUAUCCGAGAAGGAGGAGGACAUCCAGUGGGAGAUCCUGAACAACGGGCCUGUGCAAG
Messenger RNA from Penaeus vannamei (Pacific white shrimp), 1109 nucleotides. Lineage: Eukaryota; Metazoa; Arthropoda; Malacostraca; Decapoda; Penaeidae. The record is from RefSeq and is a predicted model, not a curated record.